Argiope bruennichi is the source of this 2561-nucleotide messenger RNA. Its product is annotated as short transient receptor potential channel 4-like. Gene Ontology annotation, biological process: calcium ion transmembrane transport; manganese ion transport; regulation of cytosolic calcium ion concentration. The record is from RefSeq and is a predicted model, not a curated record. The coding region runs from base 34 to 2433 and encodes 799 amino acids. Gene Ontology annotation, molecular function: inositol 1,4,5 trisphosphate binding; protein binding; store-operated calcium channel activity. Gene Ontology annotation, cellular component: membrane; cation channel complex. The transcript is spliced from 11 exons. Lineage: Eukaryota; Metazoa; Arthropoda; Arachnida; Araneae; Araneidae.
GCACCUUUCUUUUACUUCAAUACUCAGAAAAGAAUGGCUGAGUCGGAACGGCUCCUCUUAGACGACAACAAAAAUUCUAUGAGUAAAAGUUCUGCCAAUAUGGAUUCCCAUUCCCUGCCAUAUCACAGAAUGAGUUUUGUAGACGAUAUUUUAAGUCCUACAGAGAAAAAAUUUUUGAAGUUAGUUGAACAAGGAGACAUCGAUGGGCUGAAAAAUUUGCUAAAGACGAAAAAGCAAUUGAAUCUUGAUUGCUGUGAUUACAAAGGGAGACGAGCAUUGGACAUUUCUAUCAAGAGAAGAGAUAUAACGAUGUUUGAAUUUCUGCUACACGAACUGAAAAUUAGCAACUUACAUUACUAUUGCGCGAUGUUAAGCGCCGUUCUAGAGAAUGACGUAUACAUCUUGGAAAUAUUAUUUAACAGAAUUGAGGAAACAGAGAACGUCAAACAAUGUCUGCAGUGUUUAGUAGGUGGUGGACCUGAGUGCUUGCGUUACCUUCCAGAAGUUGCCUCUUCGAACUUAACUCCGUUGAUGGUAGCUGCGCUUGAAGGAAACAUUGAAAUAACAAAAAUGUUUCUAGAAAGAGGUUAUCUGGUGAAAAAGCCUCAUUCUCCCAACUGUAUAUGUGAAACAUGCUGCACUAAUCGAGCGAAAACAGGUGAAACUCUAACGGAAUCGAUGAGCAGGAUCAACACAUAUCGUACUUUGGCCAGUCCAACUUAUCUCAUCCUGACAACCUGCGAUCCAAUUCUUGCUGCUUUUCAACUAAGUUAUGACUUAGAAAGAUUAUCAUGUAACUUACCAGAGCAUCAGAAAGAGUACAAAGAAUUAAGUCGUAAAUGUUCCAACUUUGCCGCAGACCUGCUGGACGAAUGCCGAACAACUGAGGAAGUAAAGACGUUGCUUUCUCAAAGGCUGGGUUGUCCUGAUACCAGACCUGAAAUGUUGAAUCGGUUUGUUACAGCUGUACAUUACGGGCAAAAGCAAUUUGUAACUCAUCCAAACUGCCAACAAGUCUUGAGAUCGAUUUGGGUUGAAGGACUUCCGUGGUACAGCUGGACAUCACGAAUGCGAGUGCUACAUGUUAUCAAACAUUCUUUGCUGAUGCCUAUAAUUUGCAUUGCAUAUGCAUUUGCACCAAACGCGAAAAAGCUUGAAGCCUUGAACAUUCCAAUAAACAGAUUCAUCUAUUUUACAUCAUCAUAUUGCGUGUUUCUACUCUUAUUACUCAUGACUUUAUUAUGUGACAGAUUCAGCGGUUCAUUUCAAGCUUUAGUAACGGAAUCAUUAGUCGGUCUAUGGAUUCUAGGAUUUUUCCUCGACAUCUUACUGAAAUGCUGGAACGGCUGCAAUCGAGGCAUAGGAACUUGGUACAAAACCUAUAGUUACGACUUCAUCAUGUCACUCCUAUUCGUUAUUUCGGAAUUAAUCUUUGUGAUGAAUCUAACAGGAGAAUUAAGUGGACCAAAAGAUAGAAGAGAUAUGUCUGGCUAUGAUCCAGUUCUGGUUGGAGAUGCUAUUUAUGCGAUUGCAUCCAUAAUGGCAUUUUGUCGAUUGAUAAUAUGGUGCAAGCUGAAUUGUAAGCUUGGACCUCUAACAGUUUCUUUUAAACAUAUGCUUGGAGACGUGGCUCGUUUCUUCGUCCUUUUCUCCGUUAUUGUCAUUUCUUUUUCAAUUGGCAUGAAUUCUAUAUAUAAGUACUACGAAAAUUCGGAACAGUGCUCAAGAGGUGGCGAUUAUUAUCAUCAUGGAAAUGAAUUUCAAACGUUGUUUCAAACAGGCAAUAAUCUUUUUUGGGCAAUUUUUGGCAAAGGUGAACCUCAUUUCGCGGAUAUCUAUAACUGCCAAAAUAAAACAAAUGGGGAAGUGUCAAUGGAUGAAAUAAUCAUUGAUGAAAACAGACAUUACUUCACAGAAGCUGUUGGAUACGGAAUGUGGGGAAUGUACCACUUUAUUGCUUGUCUAGUAAUUCUGAAUAUGCUAAUCGGAAUGAUGGCAGAAAGCUACCAGCGAGUUCAAGAAAAUGCUGAUAUGGAGUGGAAAUUUGCUUGUUCAACUCUUUGGUUAAGUGUAUUUGACGUUAGCUGUUUGGUGCCUCCUCCUUUUAAUCUUCUGCCGUCAAUACAAUGGUUCAUGACUCAAUACAAAUGGAUGAAAACUGUAGGAAAAGGAGAAAAAUAUUCUGCAUAUUUAACACCAUCAGAAAAGAAAGAAUGCUACAUUAAACAUGAAAAAGAAAGGUUAGAAAAAAAGUGCGAAGAUGAAAAAUACGAGAAACUAAUGGUGCAGCUAAUUAGGCGUUACUUGCACUCAAAUGGUUUAAAGGAAUCGGCUGUGACAUCUACCUCAGGUCAUCGUUGCUGCUGGAAAAGACAAAAUGACAAGAAGAGAAGUAAGUCAGCGAAAGAGGAUAACCCUGAACAAAUCAACUGAAUUCAACAAAUAUUAUUUUUUAGAUAUAAUAGAAUUUUGAGCUGCAAAUUUGCUAGAAAAUAUGUGUACUUGAGUAUUAAUAUCUGCUGGCAUUCAAAAAAUUAAAUUCAAUGUAAUAUCAAUCUGAA